This is a messenger RNA of Blepharisma stoltei, 2397 nucleotides long. Lineage: Eukaryota; Ciliophora; Heterotrichea; Heterotrichida; Blepharismidae. The record is from the annotation of a GenBank genome assembly.
AUGUCUUCCAAUACCUUCGCCAAACGACUAGAGACCCAGGGCAUCCCCCAGUCGCUUUACAGCCCAAUUCCAGUUUCUCAAUUAAAAGAAGAAAAUGAUGCUCUCUCUGUAAUCUCAGAGUUAUGCCAAAUUUACCCUUUCCAUGAGGCAUCGCCACCUUUGCUUCCUGAGUUUUUCAUUUCUCACAUUGUAACUCUAACUUAGUGUCGCAAAAUGAAAAAUCUUGAUGAAGUCGCAGAUGUCGCCUGAAGGUUCAAUUUCACAACUGAAAAAUACAGAAACAAGCCAGGCGAAAUAGGAUUAUUUCACAAAUUUCUUAACGAAAAACUGGACUCAACAAUGUUUUUGUUUUACUUGAAGGCAAGAAAAAUCAUUUUACAAAUAAAAUUAGGAGACAACCCAAGAAACGAUGUUUUUCUGAAAGAGCUGAUGCUGACGACUAGCGAAUGGGUCAGCAUUGCGUCUCGGCUGUUUGCAGAUGCAAUUAAGCCGACUUCUUGUGUCCAGAAAUUGACCAGCAGGCUAUUUGAUGCUGAUUAUACGGUGGAAAUCCCUGCAGAAGCUUUUGUUGACUACUGUAUGCAAGAAUACUAUGAAAUUAAAGGGAAAAAUAAGGAGGCAAAUAAUGGCAAAAAGAAAGAAGCGAUUCCGUUGAAUUCGCUAUUUUAUCGAAGACCGUCAGGACUGAUUGAAUUUCCUAACAAAACAGCUAAACCUAAGCCACCACCAAGAAAAAUCCCUGCUACUCCAGUAGAUUUUGAUAUCAUGAAAUAUGGCAAAAAAUCAAAUUCUGCUAACACCCCACUCCGAACAAAAAAUUUUGUUUACUUAGAGGGGGUUAAUAUGGUAAAAUUGUUUUCUCUGAAAUUUAAAAAAAUCUCAACUCGCAAAAAUUGAAAAGCAAAUAUUUAUUUAAUUUGCAGAAUUAGUUAAAGAUUUCAUCAUACUAAUUAUAACUUAUAUAUCUUUUUUUUCAUAAAAUAUUUUUUGUUUACUCAAGGAAGUUUUUGGGAAAAAAUAGGAUUUUUCCAAUGGUUUUGCUCGCUCACGGGGGAGUAAGAAAACGCAAGCUUUUGAUAAAAAACCAGCCCAAACCAAAAAUAAAACACAGGAAAGCCCUCAGCCAACUUUGCCUGUUUCUGUUUCUUCGUCUCUUGAAAAAUUCCUACCUACUUACUCAAAAGUUAUACCGUUUACGUCAACUACGCCAUUUUUACAUAUUUCGGGCCCGCAGCCUCUGCUUCGACCUGCUUUGCUACACCGGGCAUGCCUCAAAUUGCAGUUCAGGCUUCUUUACUCAUGAAUGAACGACUUCUGUCUUCCUUGACGCCUUGUGGCUACUAAAGACUCCUUCGCUGCUGUAAUAUGAAAGAGGGUAAACUGCAGACCUUUUAUCUUUUCUUGACCUGACUAGCGAACAGAUCUUCCCCUCCUAUUUGCUUACCAGUCUUUGCCAAGAAAGAAUUCUCAUAUAAAACUAAGCCUCAUCGUAAUAAUAAAAUGGAAAGAGAGUCAUGCCGAUCAGCACCAUACAAAUAUCAGCAUUUUAUGACGGUGUCUCUAGAAAAUUCAGUAGUCGUUGACGAAGAGCUACAUAUGGCAACUGUAGUCGAAUCGCCUCCAUCAAAAGAAAAGCCAAUGUAUUAUUCUCUACCAUUACAAAGCCCUCCAUGAACUUCUCCACCCAAACAAGAAAGCAGCAAUUUAGAUGAAAUUAAUGCGUAUAAGCGAGAAAUAGAACAAAUUACUUUAGAAAGAGACCAUAUUAAAGAAGCAUUAGACGAAACCAUUGAAUUUUGUGACACGGUUUCUUAUGAGCACGAUCUUUUAUUAAUACAAAACAAAAAGCUCAAAAAAAUUCUCAGCUUGGUGACUGAUAAAUUGAUUCGGGUUGAUUCUAAGCUUAUAAAAGACAUUGAUUUUGGUGACGUUAUCAAUGAUCCGUGCAAGGAGUUCAAGCCAACUGGAAUUUUAGAUGAAAAACAAGAAAAUGGAAAAAUGAACUUAGCGCCUAAUGAAAUUGAAAUUGAAGAACCUAUUGAUGAGCCUAUGUAUGAGCCUAUUGAGUCUAAAGAAACAAGAGAAGAAACAUAUCCAGAAGAGGAAGAAGAAGAAGAUUAUGGAAAAGGCUAUGAUAUGCCAUUUUCAGACUCUGCAGGCAAAAAUAUAAAAAAGAAAAAUAUUCCUCCAACUCCGAAAUUUACCCUAGGGAAUGAAGAAUUUGAUGACUCAAUUUUUACUUGCAAGCAGGAUCAUAGGCCAAUUCAGUCUGGGUUUUUAAGUAUGAAUAAAGGAGAUUUGAUUAAAAAGAUAUCGGAGCUAGAUGAAUGGUAUUUUGGAGAAAAUAUGAAUUCAGGCUGCAGAGGGUUUUUCACUCCAGAUCUUGUUUCUAAAUAA